Messenger RNA from Rotaria sordida, 603 nucleotides. The record is from the annotation of a GenBank genome assembly. NCBI's taxonomy places the organism in Eukaryota, Metazoa, Rotifera, Eurotatoria, Philodinida, Philodinidae.
AUGUAUACAAUGAAAAAAUAUGUUUGUCUUGGAACAUUAUCAUCGAAUGAAAGUCAAUUAUCAUCAAUUGAUGAUAAUGCUCUUCUCUCGGCAUCAUUAUCUUUAUCUAUAUUAACAAAUCAACAAUCACGUGAAUUAAAAGAUUCAUCUGAUGAUGAAAAUAGUCAAACAAUAUUAUCAAGUUCUCCACAAUCUAAAAUAGCAAAUCAAUUAAUAAAAAAUUCUCAUACAGAUGAACCAUCAAGAUUACCUGUUGAUGUAUCAGUUGAUUAUUGGACUAUAAUUGAUAAUCAAAAAGAAAAAAAAGAUGGAAUAAGAACAAUAAAAUCAUCAUUAAAAUCUAAUAUACGUGUAUUAACAAUAACAAGACAAUUAACAAUGAAUUCAGAUGGAAAAAUAUCAUCUUCAUUUACAGUGACUUAUGUUACACUUAUGAAAUUUGGAAAAAAACUCAAAGAUAUACAAAAUACAAAAAUGAUUGAACCUCAAACAAUAACCGGUAUUAAUCGAAUUGUUUGUACAUCUAAAUCACAUAAUGUUGAAUUGAAAGGUAUGUUAAUAUGUAGAAUUCUCUAUGAACCAAAGUCUCAUAGAACAAAAUAA